Messenger RNA from Glycine soja, 1776 nucleotides. Its product is annotated as flavonoid 3',5'-hydroxylase 2-like. The transcript is spliced from 3 exons. The coding region runs from base 49 to 1578 and encodes 509 amino acids. NCBI's taxonomy places the organism in Eukaryota, Viridiplantae, Streptophyta, Magnoliopsida, Fabales, Fabaceae. Gene Ontology annotation, molecular function: monooxygenase activity; iron ion binding; oxidoreductase activity, acting on paired donors, with incorporation or reduction of molecular oxygen. The record is from RefSeq and is a predicted model, not a curated record.
UCAUCAAAUUAUUACUUCAUAGCAACUAGCAAAUUAAUUAGCUUCACCAUGGACUCAUUGUUACUUCUAAAAGAAAUUGCCACUUCCAUUUUGAUCUUCUUGAUCACUCGUCUCUCCAUUCAAACAUUCCUCAAAAGCUAUCGCCAGAAACUCCCACCGGGGCCAAAAGGGUGGCCAGUUGUGGGUGCACUCCCUCUCAUGGGAAGCAUGCCUCAUGUCACCUUAGCAAAGAUGGCAAAAAAAUAUGGACCUAUAAUGUACCUCAAAAUGGGCACUAACAACAUGGUUGUGGCCUCUACUCCAGCUGCUGCUCGUGCCUUCCUCAAAACCCUUGAUCAAAACUUUUCAAACCGGCCCUCCAAUGCUGGUGCAACCCAUUUGGCUUAUGAUGCACGGGAUAUGGUGUUUGCUCAUUACGGAUCACGGUGGAAGUUGCUAAGAAAACUAAGUAACUUGCACAUGCUUGGAGGAAAGGCACUUGAUGAUUGGGCCCAAAUUCGAGAUGAAGAGAUGGGGCACAUGCUUGGUGCAAUGUACGAUUGUAACAAGAGGGAUGAGGCUGUGGUGGUGGCGGAGAUGUUGACAUAUUCAAUGGCCAACAUGAUUGGCCAAGUUAUAUUGAGUCGUCGAGUGUUUGAGACAAAGGGUUCGGAGUCUAACGAGUUCAAGGACAUGGUGGUUGAGCUCAUGACCGUUGCUGGUUACUUCAACAUUGGUGACUUCAUACCCUUUUUGGCCAAGUUGGACUUGCAAGGCAUAGAGCGUGGGAUGAAGAAGUUGCACAAGAAGUUUGAUGCGUUGUUAACGAGCAUGAUUGAGGAGCAUGUUGCUUCUAGUCACAAGAGAAAGGGCAAGCCCGAUUUCUUAGACAUGGUAAUGGCUCAUCAUAGUGAGAACUCCGAUGGGGAGGAACUAUCGCUCACCAACAUCAAGGCACUACUCUUGAACCUAUUCACCGCAGGCACCGAUACAUCUUCAAGUAUAAUAGAGUGGUCCUUAGCCGAGAUGUUGAAGAAGCCCAGCAUAAUGAAGAAGGCUCAUGAAGAAAUGGACCAAGUCAUAGGAAGGGAUCGCCGUCUCAAAGAAUCUGACAUACCAAAGCUUCCCUACUUCCAAGCCAUUUGCAAAGAGACCUAUAGAAAGCACCCUUCAACACCCCUAAACCUGCCUCGAAUCUCAUCUGAACCGUGCCAAGUGAAUGGUUACUACAUUCCCGAGAACACUAGGCUGAAUGUGAACAUUUGGGCCAUAGGAAGAGACCCUGAUGUGUGGAACAAUCCUUUGGAGUUUAUGCCCGAGAGGUUUUUGAGUGGGAAGAAUGCCAAAAUUGACCCACGUGGGAAUGAUUUUGAGCUUAUUCCAUUUGGUGCUGGGAGGAGGAUUUGUGCAGGGACUAGGAUGGGGAUUGUGUUGGUUCACUACAUUUUGGGCACUUUGGUGCAUUCGUUUGAUUGGAAGCUACCCAAUGGGGUGAGGGAGUUAGACAUGGAGGAGUCCUUUGGGCUUGCCUUGCAAAAAAAGGUUCCACUUGCUGCUUUGGUUACCCCUAGGUUGAACCCAAGUGCUUACAUUUCUUAGAAUUGGUUGGGUUCGAAUAUUCACCAGCUAUGUUCUCUAGCCUUAUUUUGUUGUCCAAUGAUUUUGUGGCUGUGGCUACAUAAAUAAGUAAUGUUUGGGUUGCACAACCUAUUUGUAUUUGUAAGGUUCUAUGUUACUUGGAAAUCCGUUACCCCACCACCUGCAAGGCUUAGAUUUUUAUUCUUCAUGGAUCUCUAA